Messenger RNA from Psylliodes chrysocephalus, 504 nucleotides. NCBI's taxonomy places the organism in Eukaryota, Metazoa, Arthropoda, Insecta, Coleoptera, Chrysomelidae. The record is from the annotation of a GenBank genome assembly.
AUGGAAAAAAAUAUCCUAUCAACUCACUUAGAUCAUAAAUGCGAUCACGAAAAGAAUAGGUUGAAGGUAUGUGCACCAUGUGGUAAAAAAUUUGUUGUUGCCAAUCGUCGAAGAUCGGAAUUUUCAAUUACUGAAAAUCUUACUGGUUUAAUUAAACAGCAUAUAAACCAUCAGUUUGACCUGUCUAAUUCUAAAUUUUCUGUUAGCAUUUGUAGUACUUGUCGAAGAACUAUAAUGGAACGAGAGAAGGGUAAUCUAAACAGGCCACUUCCAACAAUGCCUAAAUAUGAGGACAUGCAUUUAGCAAAAGAAACUAGAACCAGGACAGCUUCUGAUUGCAAUUGUUCUAUAUGUUUAACGACACGAUUCAGAGGUCAUUCUAAAAUAGUUAAGGGUAAAGGUAAUGUACGUACUUUUGAUACUAUAAUAGAUCAAAAUUGUGGUCUUUAUGGAGCUGCUUCAAAUCCCAAUCUUCCGUCUACAAGUGGACAAAGUAACAUUUGA